This is a messenger RNA of Panthera uncia (snow leopard), 3826 nucleotides long. RefSeq names its product GULP PTB domain containing engulfment adaptor 1 (gene GULP1). The transcript is spliced from 13 exons. The record is from RefSeq and is a predicted model, not a curated record. The coding region runs from base 741 to 1883 and encodes 380 amino acids. NCBI's taxonomy places the organism in Eukaryota, Metazoa, Chordata, Mammalia, Carnivora, Felidae.
GGGGAGAGACCUGUGUUUUUGCUUCUGUCCCGGCUCCGCACAGGGUAAGGUGAGGCCUCUCCUGCCACAGUGGCGUUUCCCUCACAUUUCAUUCUCUUCCUUUGGUCCCGCCUGCAAACGCCAGACAGCCCAGUGGGCCCGGGGGAAACGACCAUCAGAGACUGAAGCAAGUCUGAGAGCUCGAACACAGGCGUCCCGUUUGGAAGUGUCCAAGGAGACCGCCAGAAGUGCGCCAGCCGGAGUCUGAGAGUUUCCUUCUGGCCGAGAGGGGGAGCCCCGCGUUCCCAGCCGGGAGCGACCCGGAGUCCCGAGCCUCGAGCCCCAGCCGCCGCCAGUUUUAGCUUCAGCGGGUUGGGAAGAGGAGGGAGGGGGCAGAGAGCGCGAAGAGGGAGGGCACCGGGGCCGGAGGGUCCCGAGUCCAGCGCUGUCUCGACGUCGAGAAACUUUCCCUCUCGGCCGCAGAAACGGCGCCCCGGCCGUGUCGGAGCGGAGAUCGCUCGGCGGCGAGGACGCGGCAGCGCUCCACGCCCCUGCCCGAAGCCUGAUCCGACCGCAUCAGUCCGUAAGUCAUAUGUGAUUCCAUCUGAUAUACAUAGGAGAGAAAGUGACUGAAGAACUCAGAUGGCAACUAUAUGAUUGAAACUAUUCAAAGUCAAACAGCUGCAUAUUCUUCCAACUAUAUCCGAGCGUACUCAGGAUAUCAACUGUGAUUGAACUCAACGUCUGUUUGGCUGAUCAUCAUGAAUCGUGCUUUUAGCAGAAAGAAAGACAAAACAUGGAUGCAUACGCCUGAAGCUUUAUCAAAACAUUACAUUCCCUAUAAUGCAAAGUUUCUUGGCAGUACAGAAGUGGAGCAGCCUAAAGGAACAGAAGUUGUAAGAGAUGCUGUGAGGAAACUAAAGUUUGCAAGACAUAUCAAGAAGUCUGAAGGCCAGAAAAUUCCUAAAGUUGAGCUGCAAAUAUCAAUAUAUGGAGUAAAAAUUCUAGAACCUAAAACAAAGGAAGUCCAACACAAUUGCCAGCUUCAUAGAAUAUCAUUUUGUGCUGAUGAUAAAACUGACAAGAGGAUAUUCACUUUCAUAUGCAAAGAUUCUGAGUCAAAUAAACAUUUGUGCUAUGUAUUUGACAGCGAAAAGUGUGCUGAAGAAAUAACUUUAACAAUUGGCCAAGCAUUUGACCUGGCAUACAGGAAAUUUCUAGAAUCUGGAGGGAAAGAUGUCGAAACAAGAAAACAGAUCGCAGGAUUACAGAAAAGAAUUCAAGACUUAGAAACCGAAAACAUGGAACUUAAAAACAGAGUGCAAGAUUUGGAAAGCCAAUUAAGAAUAACCCAAGUAUCAACAUCUCCACUGCUGCACCAAGUGUCUGAUCAUGAGCAACAUGGGUUUCAGAGAUGCUCAUCCUCUUUCUGGCGUAGUAGUGAUGAUGAUUCAUCUUCCUGUCUAAAUAUUUCUUCCAUUACUGUCACUCCUGUCAACUCGCCUGAUUCCAGACUGUCAUUGGGACUGUUAAUACCACCACCUUCUAAAUGUGGCCUUCCCAAGCCAAUCAGUGAGAGCAGCAUCCCAAGACCUCAUGCAGGCAGUGUGACACCUAAGUCACCCUCCACUGACAUCUUCGAUAUGAUACCAUUUUCUCCAAUAUCACACCCAUCUUCAACACCUACCCGCAAUGGCACACAGCCACCUCCAAUACCUAGUAGAUCUACUGAGAUUAAACGGGACCUGUUUGGAGCAGAACCUUUUGACCCAUUUAACUGUGGAGCAGGGGAUUUCCCUCCAGAUAUUCAAUCAAAAUUAGAUGAGAUGCAGGAGGGGUUCAAAAUGGGACUAACUCUUGAAGGCACAGUAUUUUGUCUCGACCCAUUAGACAGCAGGUGCUGAUGUCAAGAACAAGAGAUCCAGAUUUGUGUUUAAUUUGUUUUCUAUACAUAUACAUCAUUCAUUAUUAUUUUAUGAAAGGUAGUAUUCAUGUGCCAAUAUAUUUUUGAAAAUCUUAACUUUUUGAAAAUUAUUUUAGUAAAAUGUUCAUUAUUGAUCUAUAACAUUUAUUUCAAAAACAACUAAUUGUAAAGUAAAUCAUACUUUUAUGUUCCUUUCUGUUUCUCUUGUAGAUGAAUUUAUAAUCAAAAAACAGAUUACCCAAAUAUCUGUCUUGUGUCUGAGUUCUAAAUAAUUAGCAUCUUGAAAUUUGUGUUCAUUCUCCAGGCUGCUAGUUUAUUAUUGAUUCCCAAAAGCCAUACUUUAAUGAUACCUUUCAAAGUCUUGACAAGAUAUACCAAUGCCAAGCUAAAUAUGUUCUAUAUUCAAACCAAUAAACAUGUUACCAUCCAUUAGACAGAUGUUAUUUUAUGGAUUAAAUGUUGUUCAUGUCAUUGCAAAAUGUAAACUUUGAAUAUAAUGCCACGAGGUCAUUUGUAGCAAGUAAAAUAGCAAAAAUAUAAUUUCCAAUAAUAAUUAAAGCAAAUAGAGUAUUUGUUAGCAAAAACAAAGUAAUAGUGUUAUCUAUUAUUAUCAGUUAUACUCUAAGUCUUUUAUUUAUUUCAUAAGUAAAGAUUAUGGGAAAAAAUGAACAUUUGCUCUUCACAAAACACUUAAUAUUUAAUUUCUAAUGAGAUAAGAUAGACACCUAUCUAAUGAGAUAAGGAUUUACAUUGCUAAGCAUCUCAAUAUCAUCUGAGCUAAUAUUUCCUAAAAAAAUAUUUGGAAUUUAGGCUGUCUAUGGUUGCAAUGUCUAUUACCCAUGUAUACUUUACCAACUAUAUUUUUUCUCACUGAAUAAAAUUAUUCUUCUCAUAUUUUCUCCUUUUCAUAGAUAUUUUCUCACCAAAUUUUAUUUUGUGAUGACCCAUUAGUUUUGAUAUUUUGAAAUCUAUGACAACUAUUCUUUAUGAAUCAUCAAUAUUAUUUAGCAAAUUUAAUUUGUAUUUGUUUUUGUUGAAGUCAGAAUCUCAUUUUUCACAAAAACCAAGUGGCUUCUCAGUUUGGUUCAACAUAAACAAUAAAAUUUUCUUGUACUUAAUUCAUAAUGUGUUGAUGAGCUCUGACCCUUAAAAAUGUUUGUUUCCUAUGCAUUUGCCCAUUAUGUAACAAGCUUUAGUUUGUACUCAGUGCAAGAAAAAUCUAUGGUCAAAAUUUAAAAUUUGGUUCAUCACAUCAUAAGAAAAAUAGAUUAAUGAAAAUAUGAGCUUAGAUUAGGGGUAGAUCUUAAAAGUAGAUUUUUAUUUUACUCAUGGGAAUUUCUGUCAAGUGCUAAAGGUACAUAUUCAGUAGGAAAAGAAAUCAAAUAUGCUUAUGCAAUAUUAUAUUUGUAUGUAUCUUCAUGAUGUUCUAUGGUAUAUAUAAGCCUUGUUUUCUGUUAUCUGCUAAGUUGUACCUUAAUUAGAGGUUAGUAUAUGUUUCAUAAAGAAGAAUCUUUAUAAUUUUGUUUGUCAUAUAGUAUUUUGGAAUUUGUAUAAUGAGGAUGUUUAGAAGCCAUUUCAAUGGCUUUUUUUUUAACAGAUAGAAUUUGUAUUUUUAUUGUACUUUAAAAAGCUUUAUGUAAUAGGUAUAUAUUUAGCAGCCAUUUAUUAUCAAUGGUAACACAAUAGAGUACUAAGAUGGUAUUUGCACACUUAAGACACGUUACUUUACCAAUUUUUAAUGGUAAUCCGUUCUACUGGCAUGACUAAAUAGUACAUAAUUGCUCAUUAAUUAUGAACAUUUAUUUCACCAGUGCAUUUUUAUGAAGAUCCAGUUGAAAAUUGUAUUUCUAUGUAAACUCAAUGAUAUGUUUGAUUUUGCUGAGAAUAAAUAAUUUUAAAUAAAUAAAUGGUGUAAUUUACUCA